Messenger RNA from Clunio marinus, 2413 nucleotides. NCBI's taxonomy places the organism in Eukaryota, Metazoa, Arthropoda, Insecta, Diptera, Chironomidae. The record is from the annotation of a GenBank genome assembly.
AGACGUAACGCAGAAAUUCAACGUAAGGUUAGAUAAUUUUCCAUAGAUUUUUUUCCAAUUUCUAGGUUUCACGUCGAAACCAGCAUUGUUUAUAAUAAUGUCAUCAAUUUUAAGAUCAAUCUCGUGUGGAUUACGCAACGGUUUAGUUAAAAAUAGUGGAGUUUUUUCAUUUGCACGACGAUUCAAGAGCGAAGAGAUUCCCGAGGAAGAAACAAGACCAACUGUUCGUAAAUUUGACAAUGUUCAAAGAUCAAACUUGACAGAUUUCGGAAAAUAUGUUGCUGAAUGUCUGCCUAAAUACGUGCAAAAAGUUCAGCUUACAGCAGGUGAUGAACUUGAAGUUCUGAUUGCACCAGACGGUGUCGUUCCUGUCCUUCAAUUCCUUAAAGACCACCAUCAAGCUCAGUUUGAGAAUCUUGUUGACAUUGCUGGAAUGGACGUUCCUUCACGUCCAUAUCGUUUCGAAAUCAUUUACAAUCUUCUCUCACUUCGUUAUAACUCAAGAAUUCGCGUUAAAACCUACACAGAUGAGUUGACACCGAUUGAUUCAUGUAAUGAUGUUUACAAAGCUGCAAAUUGGUAUGAACGUGAGAUUUGGGAUAUGUAUGGAGUGUUCUUUGCCAAUCAUCCUGAUUUGCGACGCAUUCUUACUGACUAUGGUUUCGAAGGACAUCCACAAAGACGUGACUUCCCACUUUCUGGAUAUGUUGAGCUUCGUUACGAUGACGAGAAGAAACGCGUCGUUUGUGAGCCACUCGAGUUAGCUCAAGAGUUCCGUAAAUUCGAUUUAGAAGCACCAUGGGAACAAUUUCCAAAUUUCCGUCACGCAAAUCCAGCUACUGAAGAGAUCGAGACAGGAAAUAAAGAAGAGAAAUAAGUCAAAGAUUUGACUUCCAAUUUUUAGUGUGGGAGGAAUGAAAACUGUUAAAUAAAUUAUAUAAAAAAUGAAACUAAACUCUGAUUAUUGAUACCCUGAUUAUAAAAAUGUCUUUAUUUCUUCUUAAACCACAAAUGAACCAUUUUAAUUAGAUAAUUUUACUGAACGUUUACAAAUGACAUUUUUCGACUUCACUACCUUCACCUACGUUGAACUUCUGGCUUCAUGCUGAAAGAGCUUUCUUCAAAUUAUCAGCAAGUUUAUCCAUAAAUUCAAAUGUCUCCAUGUAGUCGCUUCGUUGAACGGCAGCCAUGGAACCUUUUAUACAAAUUGCCAAAUCUUUUGUCAUAAAACCAGAUUCGAUUGUAUCGAUGCAAACUUUUUCAAGAGUUUCAGCAAACUUCUUGAGUUGAGCAUUAUUAUCUAAAGCAGCACGAUGCAACAAGCCACGAGUCCAUGCAAAGAUUGAAGCAAUUGGAUUUGUUGAUGUUGGUUGACCUUUUUGAUGUUGACGAUAAUGACGAGUGACAGUUCCAUGAGCAGCUUCUGAUUCAACAGUUUUUCCAUCCGGACAUACGAGAACGCUUGUCAUGAGACCAAGUGAACCGAAACCUUGAGCAACUGUAUCAGAUUGGACAUCUCCAUCGUAGUUCUUACAUGCCCAAACAUAGCCGCCUUCACUCUUCAUGCAAUAAGCGACCAUAUCGUCAAUCAAACGAUGUUCAUACCACAACCCACGAGCUUCAAAGUCAGUUUUAUAAGUUGAGUUGUACAAUUCUUGGAAAAUGUCUUUGAAACGUCCAUCAUAUUUCUUCAAAAUUGUGUUCUUUGUGCUCAGAUAAAGAGGCAUUUUACGAUCCAAUGCAUAUUUGAAUGAAGAAUGUGCAAAGUCAACGAUGCUUUCAUCAUAAUUGUACAUUCCCAUGGCAACGCCUGGUCCCUUAUAAUCAUUAACAAUGUGAGUAACUUUGGCACUGCCAUCGCUUGGUGUAAACGUCAUUUCAAGACGACCAGCAGUUGGAACUAAGAAAUCAGUUGCUUUAUAUUGAUCACCAUGAGCGUGACGUCCAAUAAUGAUCGGUUUUUCCCAUCCAGGCACCAAUCGUGGAAUGUUUUUGCAAAUGAUGGCUUCACGGAAAACUGUGCCGCCAAGAAUGUUUCUUAUUGUACCAUUAGGAGAUUUCCACAUUUGUUUGAGAUUAAACUCUUCCACUCGAGCUUCAUCUGGUGUGAUUGUUGCACACUUGAUACCAACAUUACAUUUUUUGAUCGCAUUGGCGCAGUCGAUUGUUACUUGAUCGUUAGUUUGAUCUCGAUAUUCAAUUCCAAGGUCGAAAGUUUGGAGCUCGAUAUCAAGGAAAGGAAGAAUCAACUUAUCCUUAAUACUGUCCCAGAUGAUUCUCGUCAUCUCGUCGCCCAACACAUCGACAACCGUUCCAGCUUUUAUUUUAGGAGACAUUUUAAUUCAACUAAAGUUUCUCACUGCAAUUAAAUAAUAGACGACACGACAAUCUGACGACAAUCAACUCACAAACA